Messenger RNA from Panicum virgatum (switchgrass), 2981 nucleotides. Its product is annotated as probable mediator of RNA polymerase II transcription subunit 15c. Gene Ontology annotation, molecular function: chromatin DNA binding; transcription coactivator activity. The record is from RefSeq and is a predicted model, not a curated record. NCBI's taxonomy places the organism in Eukaryota, Viridiplantae, Streptophyta, Magnoliopsida, Poales, Poaceae. Bases 72 to 2981 code for a protein of 969 amino acids. The transcript is spliced from 10 exons.
CCACUCUGGAGCUAAAACAAAAGCAAAAACUUUUGCAGCCUUCUGCUUCAAUCCAACAUCACCAGGUACAAAUGGGAAGCCAUAUGCGUCCAGUUAAUGCAGUUGUUCAUGCAAUCAAUGGAGGUAAUUCAUCAAUUACUGCACAAGUGCCAUCGAUUUCUACUCAAGGAAGUCAACCUUCUCAGCUGCAAGGCCUUCCUAUGACAUCUUUAGUUUCGAGCCUAGUGCCAAACCAGAACGUGGUUUGUCCUUCAGCGCAAAACAUGCACGUCAAGGUUAAGCAAGAACAUCCAGAGGUUACAAGAAAGCCAGAUCAGACUCUUAACUCGCGACAAGCAUCAACAACUCCAUCAGCACCAAGUGUCCAACUCAGUCAGCAGAUGGUAGCACCAGUUGCAUCUGAAAAGUUGAAGGAACUAGCCUUGCAAAUGCAGCCCUCAGACUUUUCAGGACGUAACCCAAUAAACAUUACACAGCCACAUGGACAGCCACUUGUUCAACCAAAUGUUCAGCAGAAUCCCUUCGUGAAAAAUGGUAUGCUGCCGAAGGAACUCAUGAUGGUGAAUCAAAAAGGUUUGGGGUUAAACCAACAACAGACGGAUAGGCAACAUUUAAAGUACCAAAUGCGGGUGGCACAACAAACCAACAUCACUAAGGUGCACAAUGGUCAUCCUGGAGUACGGAAUGCUCAACCUGGGGUAACAGUUGGAUUACGGUCAACGUUGAGAAUGCAUGAACAAGAGGCACUCAGUGAACAUAUCGAAAUAGAAUCUCAGCCUAUGGCCAUACCUCAGCAGCUGAUCACUGCCACAACUAUGGGAAGUGCUGGAGAAGUUGAUUGGAGGGAGGAAAUGUUUCAGAAGAUCAAGCCACUAAAGGAUGCUUACCUUUCAGAGCUCAUGGAACUGGAUAAAGCCAUUGUUGUUCCAAAACUUUCACAGAAGCAGCUUGAUUCAUUACCCAAUGAAAGAGCUCAACAAUACAGAUAUAGAUUACACUUGAAGCAGAAAACAAAACUGAUGGUGAAAUUCUUACUGCUACAAAAAAGCAGCAUCCCUGACAACCUCAGGGGGCAGCUCUCCAAGUUUUUGAAGUCCAUACAAGAUUUACUAGGUUUCUACAGGAGAAGUAAACAUCUAACGAUGGAUGCAAGAAAUAGGUGCCAGAUUUCUCAAGGGCAGCCUAAAAUAAUCAAUCUUAUUGGUGAUCAGGCUCCUUCCAGUGGUGGUACAUGCCAUCAAAAUCAGCAAGAACAACCUGUAAAUUCCCAGUUGAUGAAGGAUACUAUCACUACGACACCAGCAGCUCAAGAAAUCAAUAGCAACAGCUUGUUAGGAGUAGAAAGCUCUUGUUUCCCUGAAAAGACACGAGGAUCGUUGCAGUCUUUGCCAAUCGAUAAGCUUCAGGAGUGUUGCACACAGACACUUUCAUUUGCUAUCAAGGCAGGCCCUGUAAAAGUCUCUUCACCUUAUGCUUCUCUGGUGUCCACAUCCCCAUCACACAUUUCUACGCCUAGGGAUGCAAAACCUACAACCUCAUCCUCAGUUUCUGUGAAGUCCACUUUGCCAUCACCAGUUGCCAAGCCAGGUCUUGUAAAAGUGUCAUGUGCUUCAGUAAACUCUAUGUUGCCAUCAUCAUUUACCGAAUCUACUUCUAUACAAGCUGUGUCACCAUGUGCUUCAGCAAAAUCAUCAUUGCCAUCAUCAACCUUUGCCAAGCCUAGUGUUAUAGAAACCACUUCAUCCGUUACCAAUUCAGGUUGUGAUCCAGUUGCUUUGUCCUGUCCUUCAGUGCACCCUACACCAUCUGACAACUUCGAGAGUUUUUCUGCCUUACUACUACAAGACAUCUCAGCCACUACCAGUGCACAGACAGUGGUAGGAAGAACAGCAACAACUGCAGAAAAUUGUAUUAAACAGGUCACUACCAUUAAACCAAUCAUGCAAGCCUCAUCACUUCUGGCAGAAACUGUAGAUGAUCAAGCAAAGGAUAACGAGCACCCUGGAAAUGAAAUACCGGUGGCUAAGAAAUCCAUUGAUCGCCUACUUGAUGCGGUGCGAACUUCAUCGCCAGCAAUGCUUUGCAGCGCAGCUAAUUCCCUCCGCUCAGUCCUCAACAUGAACAAUUGGGUACAACAGAGUGAAAUGGAUACAUCUGAGGAUUGGUCAUUCUUCUCAGAGCAGUGUGGAUCUAGCACUGCGAACAAAAGGAAGCGUGGUUUGGAAAGUACAUCAUUGUAUUCUGAAUCAGCACCACAGGGCAUCAUGGGUGCAAUUUGCUUGACAUUUGAUUGCACUGCCUCUGAGGCUGAAUAUAGUGCAGAACGCGGUGCUAGGAGGCAAAAAACACAGAAUGCUAAGGAUACUCUGUUAGAUGAAAUAAACUCUGCAAACAGCAUGCUGUUAGAUACCUUUAUCAGCAUCGCCGAUGACUAUGGAACAGAUGCGAUUUCCUCUAGCAGUGGUGGGACACUGAUCAAGCUCUUCUACACUGCCACAUCACUCGCACCAGACCUUGCAUCGCUCUUUGCAACACCUGGUGGAAUGUGUAUCGUCAUGCCCGUGAAGCUCUUGGUCCCCGCAGAUUAUCCAAGAAGCUCUCCUAGGUUUGUCUGUGACCAGGGUGAUGAGCAAAUGAGGAAGAGGUUCAAUGACAUUUCUGGCACGCUGGACAUAGCCUUCCGGCAGGCCCUCUAUGGACUCCCAGAUCCCAUGUCUGUCCUGGACAUCGCAAAGGCUUGGGAUGCCUCCGUACGGAGGGCCGUCGUGGAGUUCGCAAAGAUGCACGGCGGGGGAACGUUCAGCUCCAGUUACGAAAAAAAGAUCCAGGACAUUGCCAACUCCAACUCCAACUCUAGAAACCCCAAUCAUAUUGGGACACAAGCAGAUCAGUCCUCAUCGCCGAUGAAGAGGACGGGGAUCACGCACCCUGUCCUGGAGACCGUCGAGGCCGAGUCCCAGAGUGGCACAAUGGGGCAGUGA